Molecule: messenger RNA, 2443 nt
Organism: Bolinopsis microptera
Lineage: Eukaryota; Metazoa; Ctenophora; Tentaculata; Lobata; Bolinopsidae
Product: serrate RNA effector molecule homolog A-like
Exons: 14
Coding region: 13-2229 (738 amino acids)
Biological process (GO): primary miRNA processing; mRNA processing
Cellular component (GO): nuclear body
Source: RefSeq, a predicted model, not a curated record
UUUGAGCAAGCAAUGGGAGAUAGCGGUGAUGACGAGUUCGACAGGCACAGCAGGAGCAGAGACAAGUUCAAGAGGGAGCGAGAGGAGAGGGAUGACCACGAGAGACCGCGACGGGAGGAGCACGUGGAUCACAGGAGGAGAGAGUACGACCGCCGGCCUGGUGGCGGAGGAGGAAGGGACUAUAACGACAGAUAUAAUAGAGAUAGAUCUCCUGCUUACAAGCGAUCUAAACGAGAUGGAUCACCCGGUGGUCCACCACCAGGUGGAAUGCAUCCCUUCUACCCACCUGCCUUCCCUCCCUACGGGAUGCCUCAAGCUGCUGCCCCGUGGCCAAUGCCUGAUAUGGGAGGCCACCAGAAUAAUCACAACAACGACAAACACAGUAACGAAGACAACUUUAUGAAACGAUUCAAACAGUUUGUUAUGUCACUCAAGGACGACUGCAAUGAGCACGAAGCGGUUGACAGUUACCGGAGAUACAAAACCAAAUACAAGAAAAACAGCAUAACAAAGUUUUACAAGGCUCACCAAAACGAGGAAUGGUUUAGAGAGAAGUUCCACCCAGACUACCUUAUCCGGAAAAAGAAGGAACUAAAGCAGUGCAAAAUAAAGCGGUUAGAAAUCUACAAACGUAUCCAGGAGCUAGGGUAUUUGGAUGAUUUGGGUGUGUGUCAUGAGGACCAGGACAAGCUGAUGAAGGCUCUGGAUGCAGCAGUGAUCCUGAUGGAGGGAGGCACCGUGCACGAUCUUACAAUCCUAGACGGAAGAGAUAGGAACUCUGAUAAACCACUCGUUGCUAUUCCCGUGGCUAAGUUGAAGAAGGAGAAGGCUCCCUCGGCUAAAGAGGGUGAUGAUUCUGAUUCUGAGGAAGGCAACAUCAAAGAUGAUCCAGAAUCACCUGGAUCCGAUGAACUGGAGAACAAACUGCCACAACCGCUCCACAAGCCACAGUCCUUGUUCGUGAGAUCCCUAACUCCGCUGAUCACACGGGAGGACCUUCUCCAUGUUGUGAAAUCUCUGAACCUGCCUGGCUUUCUCAGGCUGGCCAUGGCUGAGCCACUUCCCGACCGCAAGUACUACCGGCGCGCGUGGGUAACAUUCGCGCACAACACCGACAUCAAGGAGGCGUGCAGUGUGCUGAUGAGUAGUAAAGUGGAGAAGUACGAUCAUGAGCUGAACGUGGUGAUCAACAGGGAGCUUAGUAAACGAGUCAGAUUCGUCCCUUCCUUCACUAGGUCACUAUACGCCAUACAGCAGGACGUGAAAUGGCUGGAUAUCCUGAUAACAGAACUAGAUAAAGCUGCUGGGUUGUGGGUAACAAAACUCAAAGAUGAGGACGAGGAGGAGGGAGAAGAUGACAGUGAAGACCGGCCUAAACAGCGAUUAAACGAGAUAUAUGAGAACCCCAUGAUAGAAGAGUUGAGAAGGUUCACAGAGGACUGUCUCAAGACACCCACCUUGGAUCACGAACUGGACCAGGGCGAAACUGACGAGGACGAGAUUCACAUUAUCAACGAUAAGAAACUUAAGGUGUUGGACAAGCUUGUAGUGUAUCUGAGAGUUGUGCACAUGGUUGACUACUACAACGGUACUGAGUUCCCUAACGAGGACGAGAUGCCCAACAAGAUCGGAGUGUUCCACAUCAGGGGUCCUCUGGAGACCACCAGCUCUAAAAACUCUCUUCAAGAUGUACAUGAUUGGAACAAGCAACUAGGGAGCAAGAUGCAGGGUGUAAUUGACGACAUGAGAGGAGUUACUAUACAACAUGAUGAAGCUGUCUUGAUCGGACUCAAGACUGAAGAGGAGACAGUUGAAGAGUUUGUGAAGAUGAACACAGAAGAACAGGGACCCGGAAAGUUCCACUGUCCACUUUCUGGCAAGAAGUUUAAAGGUCCAGAGUUCGUCCGGAAACACAUCUUCAACAAACACGCGGAGAAGGUGGACAACGUGAAGAAAGAUGCUAUCUUUUGGAACAACUACGUCCAAGAGCCAAAGCGACCGAUGGAGCCCCUGUUUCCACCUGCUCAACAGUCCAAUAAUGGACCAUCUUACAACAGCUCCACUCCAAACGCUAACUACACUGCGCCUCCUCGACCUAGCUACCCUGGAUUCCCUCCUCCCUACGGAUUCCCUGCUCCUUUCCCUCAGGCGCCGGCGCCCAAAGGACGAAAGGUUAUUAGCUACAACGACCUGGAUGCUCCCGAUGAAUAUGACGUUCUUGGAGUAUAGAAUAAGACAAAGAAUCAGGAAAGGAGAGCUGAUGAAGAUUGACGAAGACUACCAGCCGACUUUUAUUUUAUCUGAACAUGCGCCAAUUGACCGUGGACAGAAUAUUUUCGCAAUAAUAGAAAAGCAAAUUGCAUCUGCAUAAUCAUAAUAAUACAUUUAUUUAAUUUAAAUUGUUAAAUAAAAAUUAUAUCUAAAUUGAUUCCGAUUCAUUGAA